Molecule: messenger RNA, 930 nt
Organism: Indicator indicator
Lineage: Eukaryota; Metazoa; Chordata; Aves; Piciformes; Indicatoridae
Gene: FN3K
Product: fructosamine 3 kinase
Exons: 6
Coding region: 1-930 (309 amino acids)
Biological process (GO): fructosamine metabolic process
Source: RefSeq, a predicted model, not a curated record
AUGGAAAAAAUCCUGAAAACAGAAUUGAAAACUUCUGUCCUGAAGGCGUUUGGAAGCUCGGGAGGAGGAUACAUUAGCCAAGGCCAAGCUUAUGAAACAGACAGUGGACGAGUAUUUGUUAAAAUCAACCACAAACCACAGGCUAGAAAAAUGUUUGAAGGGGAAAUGGCAAGCUUGGAAGCUAUUCAGAAAACUAAUGUUGUGAGAGUGCCUCAGCCUAUUAAAGUAAUUGACCUGCCUGGAGGAGGAGCAAUGUUUGUCAUGGAGUACCUAAAGAUGAAGCACCUCAACAAAUAUUCUUCAAAACUUGGUGAACAGAUAGCAGAUCUUCAUCUUUAUAACCAGAAACUUGCAGAGAAAUUAAGAAAGGAGGGAAACACAAUUGGUAAAGGAGCAGGUCACUUUGAUUCUCAGUAUGUGGAUAAGUUUGGAUUCCAUAAAGCCACUUGCUGUGGUUAUAUACCACAGGUGAAUGAAUGGCAGAGUGAUUGGCCUUCCUUCUUUGUUCGCCACCGACUCCAAGCUCAGUUGGAUUUGAUUGAAAAAGAUUAUGGAGACAGAGAAGCCAGAGAACUUUGGUCACAGCUAAAACUAAAGAUUCCUGAAAUGUUCUGUGACAUAGAAAUUGUUCCUGCUCUUCUGCAUGGAGACCUGUGGGCAGGAAAUGUGGCUGAGGACGACUCUGGGCCAAUUAUCUUUGACCCUGCUUCCUUCUAUGGCCAUUCAGAAUUUGAACUGGCCAUAGCUGGAAUGUUUGGUGGGUUCAGCAGCUCUUUUUUCUCUGCCUAUCACAGUAAAAUACCCAAAGCUCCAGGGUUUGAGAAACGAAACAAAUUGUAUCAACUCUUUAAUUACAUAAACCACUGGAACCAUUUUGGGACGGGGUACAGGGGUUCUACCAUAAAUGUAAUGAGGAAACUUCUAAAGUAG